Messenger RNA from Drosophila pseudoobscura, 1267 nucleotides. RefSeq names its product mitochondrial ribosomal protein S22 (gene mRpS22). Gene Ontology annotation, molecular function: structural constituent of ribosome. Gene Ontology annotation, cellular component: mitochondrial small ribosomal subunit. NCBI's taxonomy places the organism in Eukaryota, Metazoa, Arthropoda, Insecta, Diptera, Drosophilidae. Bases 31 to 1212 code for a protein of 393 amino acids. The record is from RefSeq and is a predicted model, not a curated record. The transcript has a single exon.
UUUGUUGCCGUUUUAAAGAAUUGAAUUAAAAUGUCCCUUUUGAGGUACGUGCGACGGCUGAAUGCCUUGCAAGGCCAUCAGCACUGCCGGCGAGAAGUUUCCAGCGCACCGGCAAAGAGCGCCACGCUCAAAUACGACCAGGAUCCGCAGCCGCUCUUCACCGAUAGCGAAACCCAGCGCCUGCUCCAGUCCAUGACGCAACUGCAGUUGGACAAGGUGUUCCGCAAGAGGACUGUGAAGGACAACAGGAGCGAAACCAAGUUUAUGACCAAUGAGCAGCUGGAGACGGAGUUCCUGCAGAUCAUCGAGAAGGCAAAGCAUCUGCUGAAGAUGCCGCCUAUCGUCAAGAUCAAACAAGACACGGAGCGAAUCAUUGCCAAGGAUCCGGCACUGAAAGACUUUGCCACCACCAAGUACGUGUUCACGGACAUUACCUUCGGGCUGCCCCACUCGGAGCGCAAGGUGGUGGUCCGCGAGACUGACGGAACCCUGGCCUACGCCUCGCUGGACACGACCAAGCGAAUGAAUCAGCUUUACUUCCCACUGGAGGGCCGCAAGUCCUACACUCCGCGCAUGUUCGCGUACGAGGAGCUACUGCACAAGUGUCUGGAAGAGCACAAGUAUGAAUUUGUGCUGGACAGGCUCACCGUCCAAUACGAACCGUACGAAACCGAGUUUCACAAUCUCUCUGCGAGAGUUUUCGAGCAUUUAAACGAGUCGAAGCAAUUCGAUCUGCUGCGUUCCACCCGGCACUUUGGCCCCAUGGCCUUCUUCUAUGCCUGGCAUCGGUGUAUCGAUGAUCUCUUGUACGACAUGAUCCGGCGGGACUACCUACACAAUGCCGUAGAGCUCAUUGCGCUGACAUAUAAAAUUCACAAAAUUCCUGUGGAAUAUACGGAAACGUUGGCUAAGCUAGAGGCUCUACAUCCCACGCCCGAUGUGAGCGCACUCUCCGAGCUGCGGGGAUUCCUGCGAAGGCCCGAGGAGAAGCAGGGCAUCGAGCAGGAAAUCCAAACGGCCAUUGGCAAGACGGAGCAGGACUUUGCCGCCGACGACAUCAGUUUGAAGUUUAUCGAGGAAUACAUUGCCAGCGAACAUUCGCUGAAGAAGGUGCAACUGGAGCUGGCCGUCCAAACGCUGAAAGAAAUCAAUCUGGAGAAGCUGCAGCUGUUCCAAGGAUUGAAGAAAGCGCACGGCGUGCAGGCAUCAUAAGUGCUUCGAUUUAUUGUUAUUAAUUUACAUAAAUAAAUAUCGUUUAGGCCAAUGA